Suillus bovinus is the source of this 709-nucleotide messenger RNA. Its product is annotated as ubiquitin-conjugating enzyme/RWD-like protein. The record is from RefSeq and is a predicted model, not a curated record. NCBI's taxonomy places the organism in Eukaryota, Fungi, Basidiomycota, Agaricomycetes, Boletales, Suillaceae. The transcript is spliced from 9 exons. The coding region runs from base 24 to 557 and encodes 177 amino acids.
AUCAGACUUGGACUCCAACUGGCAUGUCCUCAAUCUCGUCUCGCCGUUUACGCAAAGAGCUCAAUGAAAUACAAACAGAAGGAUGUCCUACAGGCAUCACACUACUCAGCGCUGACAACUUCGAGACGUGGUACUUCUCCAUAGAAAUUCUGGGCGAAAGUUUAUACCAGGGGGAGGUAUUCAAGCUCAUGUUUCGCUUUGACCCAAGCUACCCCAUCUCGGCGCCUGCAGUCCAGUUCGUCGUCAACCAGGAAUCAACGGCACCUGUGCAUCCUCAUGUGUACUCCAAUGGACAUAUUUGCGCUUCCAUCCUCGGAACAGAAUGGUCGCCAGUUCUGAGUGUUUCUGCUGUGUGCGUCACACUGCAGAGUAUGCUUGCAUCAUGUAAAUCAAAGGAACGGCCUGUAGACAAUGACAGGUACGUUCGGUACGCACCCGAUAAUCCAAAGAAGACUCGUUUCCACUACGACGGUAAGUGGCAGGUGCACUGCAUAUAUCCGUCGGCUUAUGGCGUCUGUUCUGCCUAUCUGCUCAAACAAUUAGAUGAUACGGUGUAGAGGGUAUUGGUAGUUGUUGGAUGUAUCUUGGGCCUAAAGGCAGAUGUUGUACUACCAAAGGGAUCUUCGGGGCAGUGCGAGGAGUCAUAUUCCAGUUUUUCGGGUCUAUUCAUGGAAUCUUUGCUAUGACGGAACUCGGACCCCACAGAUGA